Messenger RNA from Trichoplusia ni (cabbage looper), 4944 nucleotides. It is a transcript of the gene MED14, whose product is annotated as mediator of RNA polymerase II transcription subunit 14. Gene Ontology annotation, biological process: regulation of transcription by RNA polymerase II. The transcript is spliced from 24 exons. The record is from RefSeq and is a predicted model, not a curated record. Bases 287 to 4420 code for a protein of 1377 amino acids. Lineage: Eukaryota; Metazoa; Arthropoda; Insecta; Lepidoptera; Noctuidae. Gene Ontology annotation, molecular function: transcription coregulator activity. Gene Ontology annotation, cellular component: mediator complex; core mediator complex.
AAAAACAAAUCUUCUUCAUUUUCUUUUUACUAUCUAUGACAGAAACCAAAAACUAAAGAGCGGUACAGAAAACACAGACUCACAAUUUAUUUCUAAACACAGCAGAAGGAUGAGUUGUAAACGAGAUUAGAUGAUAAAAUCGUGUUUAUAUGUAAAAUUCGUUACGAAAAGUGUUUAGAGAAAAACGUUGCCUGUCGCCUUGGUAGAAUGUCUAAUGUUGACUGUUUGAAUGUAACAAAAUAGUAUAUUUAAAGUUGACUGAAGUCGUUUACCAGUAACGAGCACCAUGGUGCCUGUGGCGAUAGAAGGAUGCACCCAGGGUGCUGAAGGUGGAGGAGCUCGAGGAGGCUCAAUAUCACUAGCACUGCUAAUAGACUUCAUAGUCCAAAGAACGUACGAUGAGCUUACGGUUUUGGCGGAAUUGUUGCCCCGAAAAACAGAUAUGGAGCGUAAAAUUGAAAUUUACAAAUUCAGUGCUAGAACACGACAGCUGUUUGUGCGAUUACUAGCUUUAGUAAAGUGGGCUAGCAGUGCUACUAAAGUAGACCGCUCUGCACAUAUUAUGGCAUUCCUGGAUAAACAAGCCUUACUGUUUGUGGAGACAGCUGAUGUUUUAGCCAGAGUUGCUAGAGAGACCCUGGUACAUGCAAGAUUACCCACUUUCCACAUGGCUGCAGCAGUAGAAGUCUUAACACUUGGCACAUACAGCCGAUUACCUGCAGUAAUUAGAGAGAGGCUGGUCCCUCCUCCUUCUCUGACACCUGGAGAACGCAGAAGCACCUUGCGUGCACUUGCUCAUGUUGUAAGACAAAGACUCACCACUGCAUCUUUGCCCAGUGAUAUUAGGAAUUUAAAGGUAGAGAAUGGGAGAGCUACAUUUAGUGUGGGUCAGGAGUUCAGUGUUUCUCUUACUGUUAUGGGAGAUGCACCUAACUUGCCUUGGCGUUUGUUAGAUAUUGCAAUAUUAAUACAGGACAGUGAAACUGGAGAGGGCAAACCCCUAGUACAUAGUUCCCAACUGGCGUGGUUGCGUGGAGUCGCGCAGGCGCGCCUAGCCGCCGCUGGCCUAAGCGGAGCCUUAACGGCACUUCGCUAUUUCUGCCGCUCGCUGUCUCUUGAACUAUUAUACACUCAAACAUUAAGGCUAUGCCGUGAUCGCCUAUCACGGCACCUUCAAGUAGAUAGAUAUACGCCGGGACAAAAGCUACAAGUAUCAUAUUGGAGGGAGCUAGGUUGUGAGCUUGGCUAUCGCCUGAUAAUAGGCGCGGAAGGUGAGCAAUUAUGCGUGUGGCACGUGCCAGCGUUAGCAGGUGGUGAGCGCGUGGCCAGCGCCCUCACACCGCACGCACCUUCCAUGGAACGUUUGCUGGCACAUACUGUACAUGUGCGCUCCAGACAACGGCUGAAUGAUCUCAAAGUGCUGCUCAAUGAUUUAGGGGUGGAAUGUAGUGUAAGUGGCUGGCCAUGUGUAUUGGCCUGCUCGGUGGUAUCUCCCUGCUUACGCGCUGAACAACUGUUGGUUUGUGUUGGCGCACACGGUGGUCGGCUGCGAGCUCGCGUGCCCGCUUACCCUAACACUCCAAAAAUGCCUGAACUGGCUAAUGCGCUCGGCGCCACGAAUAUCAAUCAAAUCAAGACGUUACUAACGCAACUUAGGUUCUGGCUGGUAGCCCGUCGUUGUGAGAAAACACUGCAACACUUACCGGCGAGUGUAUGCGAACACUUGCCGUUCCUGCAUGGGCCCGACCACCCGCUCAGCAAGCUGUCGCCCGACAGGCUUUACGUCACGCUGCACAGGCACACUGACUACAUACUGAUUGUAGAGAUGAAGGAGGUGGCGGCAGGCAGUACGGCGACGACCAGCAACAGCGCGAACGCCGGCAGCGCGUGCUCCGUGGCGCUGUCGUUUCACCUCGCCGGGGCCAAGCGCUGCACGCCCGACGAGUGCGAGGACGAGAGCUCAUCAAGUUCGUCUGCGCCUGCGACGGCUACGCGCGCGUACCUGAAGUUAACGUCUCUGGUGGAGCUGGAUACUUUUACACUCACACACGGACCAUUCACGCCUUUAGAUACACCUGGCAUGCAGCCCGGCAAACGCAAGCUGUCUGCGUCUAGUCAGCGCGCAGUGCGCGUGCGUCAGCCGGCGUACUUCAUACCAGAGCUGGCACAUGUCGUGGCCGCCGCCGACGAACGCGUGCCCUUUGUCAACCUGGCGCAGGAGCUGGCGCGGCGCGGCGUGAGUCACGGCGGCGUGCAGCCGGAGUGGUCGGGGUCCGCGCUGGGCAUGCGCGUGGUGUGGCUGGGCCGGCCCGCGGGCGCCAGCGCGCCGGCCGCGGCCGCCCUGCGCGCGCGCCUGCUGGCCGCCACCGUGCGCCUCACCACCAAGAACCAGGCGCGCGUCUGGACCGCCGAGAUCGUCUUCCACGGCUCGCCCGUGCGCACGCCCAACCCCAGGGAACAAGGCGAGCGUCGUUGCGUGUACCUGCAGUACGAGCUCGGUACGGACGCGGGUCGCACGGCCGACGCCUUUCUCGCCGACUGGGCCGCCAUCGUUCAUCUACACACAUUACUACACGAUUUUAUGUUAAGACCAGCGCAUGAACGCGAGACAUUAUGGGCGGGCGUGUGCAUCAGAUCGUACACGUACCGCUCGCUGGUGGUGGGUUUCGGUACCGCUCAGCGCGCGACGGUGGUGAUCCAGUGGAACGCCAACACGCAGCGCUACACGCUGGCCACGCCCGCGCACCAGCCUGCCGCCAAUGCGCAUCAUCUGCUGCACCAUCAUCUCGACCAUUACCUAAACUGCCACAAGGACCUGAUGUCGUUUGGGGUGGUGUUGCGCGAGACGUACGGGCCGCUGCUGGCGCUGAGCCGUUUGCCCACGCUGCCACAGCUGGGUCUCCAUCAUGUGCGCACACUCAUGCCCACGCCCACAUUCACGCUGCUCGCCCACUCAUGGAGAAAGAUCCGUAUCGUAUACGCAGGUGCGUACUCGUUAGAGGUGGGCAUCCGCGGCGGCGGCAUCGUCACGAUACGCGACGGAGCAUACUCCAAGUUCGACCGAACCACUGUCGUUGACGAGUUCGUUCCAGCUCUAGGAUUAAAGGCGUUCUUAUCGCGAUAUGUAGAGGAUAAUAUGAGUGCAAGACUGUUAGCUGAAGAUGAUAACCCACCAUCACCUAUGUCACCCAUGCCUCCAGGUGGUCUGCGAUUCCCGGCGCCGCUGACGCCGCCGCAGCCGCACACGCCGCACUCCGCGCCCGUCACGCCUCACCCCGCCUCGCCCGCGCAACACCAGAUGGGCGGCGGCUCGUUCAACCUGACAUCCCCGACGGGCGGCGUGUCGGCGUCCCCGGCGUCGCCGCUGGCGCCCUCCCCUCACGCCGCGCCGGCCGCCAGCCCGCACCCGCCGCCCACCUCGCCCUUCACGGCCUGGCCCGCCUCGCCCUCGCUGCCGCGGCCCUCGCCGGGACACCACCCCUCACCCCGCCAUCACAUCGACCACAAAGGUGGUGUAGCGAGUUCAAGUGCAGGUUCCCGCGCGGCGUCGGCGGUGAGCGGGCGCGCGUGGGCGGGCGCCACGGCCACGCCGCUGAGCGUGUGCAAGCUGGAGACGCUGUGCACGGCCUGCGAGCCGCCCGCCGGCGCGCCGCCCGGGCCCGCGCUCGCGCCGCUGCAGCGCUUCCUCGCCUGCGUCUACAUGAAGCGCACGCUGCAGCGGUUCGUGCAGCAGGAGGACUAUUUGACGCUAGUAUCAGUGGAGGCGACGAGUCUGACGUUCCGCUGCGAAAGCGCGGGGUUGGCGGCGCGCGUGGCGCUGCACCCGCAACACAUGCAGUCGCUGCAUCUGCAGCUCACGCCACUGCCUGACCAUAACAAGGAUUCCUGGACUGCUGAUGACUUGCAGGUGAUGGAGAAGUUCUUCGAGCAGCGCGUGGCGAUCGCGCCGUACCGCGCGACGGCGCUGCAGGGCUGGACGCGCGCGUGGGGCGCGCCGGGCGCGGCGCUGGGCUCGCUGGUGUCGCUCAUGCGCGCCGAGCUGGCGCCGGGCGCCGCGCCCGCGCUGUGGGCGCUGCACUGGGCGCUGCGCAUCCCGCCCGCCGCGCCGCCCAUCGUGCCCGCCGGACAGCCCGCCGUGCUGCUCGCCAAGCAUAAGAUACUCUUCUUUAUCUGCCUGACGCGAGGCGAUACGCAGCUCGUGUUGCCGCUGGUAUACGACAUGCAGAUGAACGUGACGCAGCUAGCCGACAAGCAAAAUGCACAGCCGCAUCUUAUCGCCGUUAGCUUGCACCUCAAACGUUUCAACGAGUUCAACCAGUCGCACUCGGAGUGCACGCUGUGGCCGGCGGUGCGGGACCUGCUCACGAACUUCACGCUGCCGCAGGAGGCCCCGCAGGCGCCCGCGCCGCCGCCGCCAUAGCACACGCUGCCCUACGACCUGCUCGGCACAUAACAUACCGGACUAUACAUAAACUUGUGUUUCUACAAAGUAUUUACGGUGGUUACUCAACUAACGUUCAAUCAGUGUUUAUUUUAUGUAUUUUUUUUGUGGGUUAGAAUAACAUAGAGCUCGUAACUGGCGUCGGUGGCAUAGUCAACAGAAUUUGACUAGAAUAUUCAAACGGGAAUAUGUGAGCAAUAUUAGAUCAAUACUGGCUGACAACGACAUUGUCGCCACCUACUUACUCUGUGUAAACCAGUAGGUACUGUCUCAUAAGUAAUAUAAAUACUGUCCAACGUUAAGCAUACAUUUUUGGUAACACCACUAGCGUGUAAGUUGUUUGUAUACAUAAGCUGUUUUCUUCUGAAUCAGAUUACCCGACUGUUGCUGAUUGUUCUAUUUUGUGUAUUAGUUUAGAGACCAUGAAUUAGUAUAGGAACUAAUAGAACUUUUUAUAAGAAAGUAUAUUGUAAAUUAUUAUUUAAUAAACAGAUAAUCUCAAA